Molecule: messenger RNA, 1142 nt
Organism: Mizuhopecten yessoensis (Yesso scallop)
Lineage: Eukaryota; Metazoa; Mollusca; Bivalvia; Pectinida; Pectinidae
Product: SURP and G-patch domain-containing protein 2-like
Exons: 5
Coding region: 105-620 (171 amino acids)
Biological process (GO): RNA processing
Cellular component (GO): nucleoplasm
Molecular function (GO): RNA binding
Source: RefSeq, a predicted model, not a curated record
AACUAAUCUCAUACGUAAACACUCAAACAGCAUAGUUUCCUUACAAACAUGAAGUUAGUUUGAUCCCUGUAUGCAUCUUCAUUUCAGUUAAACUCAAUUAUGAAAUGAGAAAAGAGGAUUCUCCACCUAGGCAACCACCACAGAAAAUGAAGAUGGGUGACAUGUUUGAUUUACCAGAACCUGAAAAACAAUCGGUGAAAAGAGAGAAUGAAGUUUAUCCACCAGAGGACCUGCACCUACGAGAAACUAUUGAAAGAUUUGCAGUCCAAGUUGCAGAGAAUGGUUCCGAGUUUGAAGGAAGAACCAUGUGCGAAAAUGUCAGCAACCCUUCAUAUUGGUUUCUGUUCAACCAAAGCAGUGAUGCCUACAAGUUCUUCCGUCAGCAGGUCAAACAGUUGACGAGAUGCAUGGGACGACUGGAUGAUGGAAACGAGGGAGACAUUGAGGAUGUUGAAGGAAUGGAGAAGAGGGGAGAAAAACUGAGGAAGAAGCGGAGGAGUAGAUGGGCUGAUUCAGAAAGCGGAGGUGAUGCCGGUUCAAGCCAGUCUGCUUCUUCUCAAGACCCUUCAGAGGCAGGGCCAGGUAAGCGCAAUUACAUACAAAUAUGGAAGUGGAUGUAGUAAGGGGGUGUACCUUCCUGUCUUAGUAAAGUCUCAGUGAAAUUCUCUUGUAGCAGGCAUCUAUUUUCUCACUGUUAAGUUACCUGUAGGUGGAAUAAACCCAGUCAAUUUUACCAUUAAAGGACUUUUUUUCAAAAACGGUUGCACAAUCCAAAGAGGAGUGCUCUUCAUCCUCAACCUGGCAACCAUUUUGAUAUAGUGACUGCAAAACACAACACUUUGUUACUUUCAUUAUUAUGACUGUAUUUAAAAAAUCCAAUGUCUGCCUUUAUUUCAAACAAUGUUUUCAUGCGAGGAGCAAUGGGAGAAAUCUCAUCUCUAUGGUCUGACAUCACAAUAAGAAUGCAGUUUAGAUAUAAGCAAUUCAACAGGCUACUGAACUACAUGUAUUUACAUAUAAGACCUUUACUGUAUUGACUCUACUAAAUAAACAAACUAAACAGAAUGUUACUUUAGGGGAACAUAAGAGAAACAUUGUUGUAUUAUAAUGAUAUUCUGCAAUGUAAAGUACAGUAAGACAUA